UUCAAUGUAAUUAAUUAAAUUACCAUUACAUGUAAUUUAAAAAAUGCUCAAUUACACAUUACAUUCAAUUACAUAUAAAAUUGUAAUGCAUUACACUUAAUUACAAUUACAUUUUCAAUUACCCAUACCCUUUUUUUGGAAAGAGUUAUGCCCUUGGAAAUAUUAAUUUUAUGGAAAAUGCAUCGUAACCACUCUUGCGUGUACAAUUUUUACCAGAUUUUUAUGAAACCUAUACCACCCUUUCAGAAAAUAGUCUCACUGAAUUUUAAAUCAUAGGCUGGCCCUGAAAAGUCUUGCAGAGUACACUACAUGUAUAUGAUGAUAAAGCAAAGCUAAUUUUAUUUCAGAUAGAAAUUGCAUACAGGUUAAAAGAAAGAGAAAACCCUGAUUAUUAUAUUGUAAUUAGCAGGAAGAAGAAACAUGACUGACUCACAAACAGCAAAAUGGUACAAAAUAGAUCUAGGAUUGUUGAGAGUAAAGGGCUUUUACUUCUUCAACCUGGCUGCGAUUGGUGGUCUACUACCGUUUAUGGCACUGUAUAUGAAGCAGAUUGGUAUGACAAAAUCACAGACAGGAAUAAUUUAUGGUCUUAUGCCAUUUGUUGGGUUUUUAGUCAGACCAUUAUUUGGAGCUUUAGCAGACAAAUUACAGAAACACAAACUGAUUCUAUUUCUCUGCUGCCUUUUAACAGGGUUGAGUUUUAUUCUUAUGAUUCUUGUUCCAUCAAAGCAUACUGAACAUACAAAAGUGACGACUGAAAUUAUGUGUAGUCAAGGAGAUUCGUUUAUUCGAGAUUGUUACCAUGUCAACCAGAGUAUAAAUAUGCUAGAAUGCCCCAUGUCAUUCCAUAAUUAUAUUACUAAAGCCAAAGAGAUUGCUAGUGAGGAAUCCUUUGUCACAAAGGUUGUGAACUCCAGCAGCAGUAAUAAUGUGCCAUAUAUUAUCAGUACCAUGCCAAAUGAACAAAAUGAUGCUACAAAGUCUAAACUUUCAUGCAGUUUGAAAUGUACUUAUAAGGUAACACCAGAAUUGCCUCAAAAAGUGUGUUUCACUAAUGCAACAGGCACAUACAAUAUUGCUGAUUGCUACAAUGUGAAUUCAAAUGUUGGAAAAUGGGAAUCUCAUGUCAGUUUUCAAAUUCCAGAUCUUGGAUAUUUGUUAAGCAAAGAAGUUAUAUCCAAUAAAAUUAAAACAGAUGACCAAAUUUGUAGGAUUUUUGACUUAAAGGAUAUAGUGUUCAAAGGUCAAGAGUACUGGCAGAUGUUGUGCAGUGAUGAUGCAUUCCUUGUGUGUGAUCUUCAAUGUAGCCAUGUUGACACAUGUACUCGUAUAGUAGCAGAGAAUCUCAGCCAAACAUCAUUUUGGUUCUUUUUUAUAUUGUUUUUAUUAGGAAAUAUAUUUUUUGCUCCUAUUAUGAGUUUGGGAGAUGCCAUAUUAUAUGACAUACUUGGAGAAGAAAAUAGGCACAAGUGGGGUAAACAGCGAUUAUGGGGAACAGUUGGGUUUGCUGUGUUUGCUAUUGUUUCAGCUUUAAGCAUGGAUAUACUAAGUUCAAAAACCAACAUGAAUAAUUUCGGUAUAGCUUUUUGUUUGUUUUUUGCCUUAAACUUGGCAACAGCUAUUGUUUCAUGUAUUAUGAGAAUUUCAGACACCCUUAUGUGUGGGCAAAUGUUAAAAGGAACAAUAACUCUGCUACGUGAACCUAAAACUUUAGUGUUUCUUCUAGUUGUGUUUUACUUUGGAUCAUUAACAGGUGCAAUAGAGGCCUUUCUCUACUGGUUUUUAGAAGAUGAACUUGAAAACAAACUGAAGAUUAUUCCGGGGUUAUGUUUAUUGUUUGCUUGUAUAGCAGAAACACCGAUAUUGUACUUUGCAGGUUCUAUUAUUAAAAAAUUUGGACAUGUUACAUGUUUAUAUGCUGCGUUCCUUGCAUAUGCCCUAAGGUUUACAAUGUAUUCAAUCCUUGAAAAUGCAUGGUGGGUAUUACCAAUAGAACUGUUACAUGGUAUUACAUUUGGAAUCAUGUGGGCUGCAGCAACAUCAUAUGGCAGUAUAAUAACACCUGUAGGGAUGUCAGGAACAAUCCAAGGACUGCUGAGUGGAGUCCAUUUUGGAUUUGGUAAAGGGGUUGGUAGUCUGGUGACUGGACAGUUGUACUCACAGAUUGGCAUAAGAUGGACAUUUGGUUUAUAUGCAAUUUUAUCCUUUGCGCUCUUUAUCUUGUAUUUGCUGUUGAACAAGCUCGUGUUUACAGAUGAUGACCUUGGCAAAGCAGUUGAAGAAACAGAAUUAAAAAUUGGAGGAAAAGGAACAGAAGGAACAGAAGAUCGUCUCCUUGCUAUCAAGCCAUCAGAAAAUGAUCUCCUUGACAACCAUGACAACAAGCCAGCAGAACAAUAUGCAAAAAUUACAUAAUUGCAUGCUGAACCAGAAAAAGAUAAAAAAAAAACAACAUACAGCUUAACAACAAAUGAAAUUUAAAGAUGAAUUCAAAACAUUUUAGAUGACACCAGUGGUUUUGGUAUCUAUGUUUGUUUUAACAUCUGCCUGUUAAGAUAAUUUUUGUUGUUUUCUGAUUUUUUAAGUAUUUAGACUUUGUACUGGUUAUUUGCAUUAAUUUUAUUGGUAUAAGGUAUAAGGGUUCUUUUCACAAAAAAUCUUAUGAGUAAAAAUACUCAAAAGUGAUGAUCAUUUUAGUAUAACUUACAAUCAAUUUUAAUCAUAAUAUUUUAUGUGAAAAGAGUCAGAGUUUUUCAUUACCAGUAACUCGCAAAAGAUUAGUGGUUCUUUUUUUUGUUUUUUUUUAUUCAACAACAAUAUUGCACAUGCUGUUAACAGAUUUCUUCUUUUUUUUGUAGAACGGAUUAAUUGGUCCCAAAUUUAGCUUGCUCUCCUAGAGUGCAAUGUCGUGGGUUAGAUCCAAGGCUAGUGCAAAUCAAAGACUUUAGAAUUGGAUUUUGCUGCUUCCCUGUCAAGCACAAAAUAUUUAGAAGUAAAGGUAAAGACUGGUUGACUUGUAGUGCAGAACAGAGUAAGGAGGAAAGAUUGGGCAACAUGCUAUCAGAAUAAUGUGUCCCAGUAGAAUGAUAUUUUUUCCAAAGGAUUGUUACCUUGUGAGCUAGCAUGACCAAAAUCUUACUCAGCCUCACAGGCAAAACAUAUUGCAUCUCCAUACUACAUUAACUUGAUAGUAUUGCGAACAUGCAAGUGAUAUUUUAUGCUUGUUUAGAAGCUGUCAUGUAAGAAAUCCCUUUUUGUAAUAUGAUUUUUGUCACAAAUAUAAAUUUUGUUUCUUGCAUCCAAUACAUGACUGUCAUAAAAUGAAAAAAAGUGGUAAUAAAUUUCAAUAAAAAUAUAGAAUCAAACAAAUAGAUAAAGGUUCUCAAGCUACCAAGGGAAGUAUGAAUACUAAGCUAUUGAAAUAUGGAGUAAGUAUCUGCUAAGGUUAUACAAAGUCUAGUCACAGUAUAUAUUAGUACCUGUAGGUGAAUAACAACUAAUUAAAUAUUUAAAUGUCAUAUAAAAUAUUGUAUGAAGCUAUCAAGAUUUAUUUCUGCCAUUAAAAAUUGAUCGUAUCAUACAUAGAUUUAAAUCAUCAAAGCAAAAUGCACAUAUUCACCCAAUUCAUAUUAUGAAUUCAGAGUGUGUAAUUGUUAUAAUUGAAACUGCAACAGGACAGCAUUGUGAAGAAUAAAGGUCAAACUGCCAAUUUUUACAAUUUAUUUUAACUACAAUUUUGUUCAGAAAUCGAUUUAAUUAUCUUGUAUUAUAUUUGGUUGUUAAAUGUCAAGGAUUUUACUAUCAUUAAUUCUUGUUUGCAUUAAUCAUUGCACCAUUAGUCAAGUAAAUUUAGCUAAAAAAUGAAAUGAAAAAAGGUUUAACUUUAUUUGGUGCUUGUGGAUAGUUGUCUCAAGAAUAAUCAUAUCACAUCUUCUUAUUUUUAUAUUAGAUUAGUAUUUUUGGUUGUGAAUUAUUGUCAAAUGUCAGUAAGACAAAUGAUUAUAUUACUUAGGUAACUUAUACUGAAAGGUUGGAAGCUAGUCCUUGUAUACAAGUAGUAAGGGGAUGAGCAGCUCGAAUCGAUGACAGUUACACGAUUUGUACCAUAUGACAUGGUAGCUCAAUUGCUCUUUUUUAUAAUCUGAUAAAUAAAUGUUUCUAUUGAAAAUUAAUUCAGAGUUUUAUUAUCUAACAGUAAAUUAAGCAAAUUGUACUUUGUCUUUUAUAAAACUAUUUCCCCGAUAAUGCCAAUAUAUGAAAAAGAGGUUUAUUAGAAGCUCAACUGUUCAUGCCUCUUUUGAGAAAUAGUAUAGUAAAAUUCAUUGUUAAGAAAGCAACUUGAAAGGUAGUCAGGAAGACUAGUAAACAGUAUUUUAAUGUCCAAGUGCCUCUCAUUAAUCAAUACAUUAUUAAAUCGUAUGUUUUAUCAUAUAAUUAUGUUUUUGUGUAUAAAUGAAGGAAAAAGUGCAAAAGUUUAAAAUAAGUGAGUAACAAAAAUGAGAAUUUAUAACAUUGUCAAAUAAACAGUUAUUUUUGGUAUAUUUUUCCAAUGACCAAGACAAUAUAAGAAUUUUUAACUUUAUUUUUACACUUUUACACACUAAUGGAAAAAAAGGAAAUUGUUUCUUUUUAAAGUUCAUAGAAAUUUAUCAUGUACACAACACUUGAGCAAUAACAAAUAGUUAUAUUGUGGUUAAUGUACUCCUGAAGAAAUUAAAGCUAUGGGAUGCUAUGCUCAGUCCUUGCAAAUUUUAUGCUGAUAUUUGUUAAAUCUUCUUUGAAAUGAGUAAUUAAAGAUUCACCAUAAGAAGUCUAUUCACCAGUUGCGUUACUUUUUUAUGAUAGAUUACAACAGUUUUUAGUUAUACUAUUUUAUAAUAUCUUGUUCAGUUUUUCUUUUGUACAUUGAAACCAUUUAUGAAUAUAUAUAUUUGUUAAAUCUUCUUUGAAAUGAGUAAUUAAAGAUUCACCAUAAGAAGUCUAUUCACCAGUUGCGUUACUUUUUUAUGAUAGAUUACAACAGUUUUUAGUUAUACUAUUUUAUAAUAUCUUGUUCAGUUUUUUUUUUGUACAUUGAAACCAUUUAUGAAUAUAUAUAUUUGUUAAAUCUUCUUUGAAAUGAGUAAUUAAAGAUUCACCAUAAGAAGUCUA
Messenger RNA from Mytilus californianus (California mussel), 5151 nucleotides. Its product is annotated as major facilitator superfamily domain-containing protein 6-like. The record is from RefSeq and is a predicted model, not a curated record. The transcript has 4 exons. Gene Ontology annotation, molecular function: transmembrane transporter activity. Bases 421 to 2415 code for a protein of 664 amino acids. NCBI's taxonomy places the organism in Eukaryota, Metazoa, Mollusca, Bivalvia, Mytilida, Mytilidae. Gene Ontology annotation, cellular component: membrane.